Hydatigera taeniaeformis is the source of this 837-nucleotide messenger RNA. The record is from the annotation of a GenBank genome assembly. NCBI's taxonomy places the organism in Eukaryota, Metazoa, Platyhelminthes, Cestoda, Cyclophyllidea, Taeniidae.
CGACUUAUGUUGACAACGAAAAUAGGAGCACGAUGGGAUGGAUUCGGAGGGAUCGCGCUCCUAGAUUACCUCCAUUGCAACUUCGUGGACCCUCAGACGUAUCGACGGAGUUGGAAAGCCUUCGACAUGACAAAACAGCAUGCCAACCGAAUCGCUGUGAGUACAAUAGCGGCCGAUCUGGGUGGCGAUCUGGUGGUGAAAAUAGUUGAUUUCUCACUAGGCGAGGUGAGUCUCGGGGGACUGCUGCCCGACAAGCCGUAUCACAUUCGUCUCGAGGUGUUUGACAAUGAAGUUAGCGUUUGGCUCUACAACGCGACAAUGCAAACUCUACCGACUGGUGACGAUGACGAAAACAAAGUGUCACCGGAAUCGCCUCUCUCGCAGUACUUCCAUUGGCGUCACGUGGCUCCUUACACCUGUCAGUUAGGCUGGGACGUGCACAAACUGGCCUCACUUGCCGCCAAUCGGAUUGAUGUAUUCAUGGUGGUCGCCGAGUCAUUUGACUCUCCAACUAGUCGAACCGUCAACUUCUCACAGGGAGCGGUAGUUAUGGAGAAGGUACGGCCUAACACACUGUACGUUGCUAGGCUGGAUGCACUGAAGGACAAUACCAAAGUGUGGUAUUACGUGGGAGAACUCAGGACACAACCUAUAGCGCGUCAAAUUGUGGAGGGGUGCUACACUUCACUGCCUCGCCUCACUACUGGCCUCACUGUGACAUUCAAACAUGACAUUCGGCAUGCAGCGUUGACUGGUCGUAAGAGACGCUCGAGCGGAAUCACAACGGCAUAUCGAAGGUCCAACUGGAAGACUGGAGAGAGAGAGAGCACCACGGCU